AUGUGUACUCCUGCGUUUGUAGACGAUGGUUGUGUUAUGUAUGCUAAUCGUUAUCAGCAAAUGAAGAAGCUUGGUAAAGGAAGCUUUGGUACUGCUUAUUUAGUCCACGAUACAAAAUCAAAACAUGAGCGUAAAGUGUUGAAAGCUGUAUUUGUUGGAGACGUACCACAAGAAGAAUCACUUGACGCUCAACGAGAAGCUCAAUUAUUAUCUCAUCUUCGUCAUCCAAACAUUGUUCGAUUUUAUGAUAGUUUCGUAGAUUCAUCUUACUUUUGCAUUGUCACCGAUUACUGUGAGUUAUUUAUCUAUAUUUUUCCUUCCAGUAAUAUAUUUUUAAAACGAAAUCAAGUUAAACUUGGUGAUUUUGGAAUUAGUCGACUAAUGAUUAAUACGCUCGAUAAAGCAUCGACAUUCAUUGGUACUCCAUUCUACAUGUCUCCAGAAGUUUUACGUUACGAGGGUUAUAAUGCAAAGUCAGAUAUUUGGUCUCUUGGAUGUGUUUUUUAUGAAAUGGCGACAUGUAAAAAGGUAUUUGAACGACGAAAUAUAUUACAGACGAUGCAAGCAAUUUUAUGUGAUCCUAUUCCGUCUUUACCACAACGAUUUUCGUCAAAUAUUCAAAAUUUAUAUACUAAAAUGUUAUCAAAAGAGCCCUCACUACGACCAACGGCCUCAGAACUUUUGAGUGAAUUUCAAAAAUUUGACAUUCGUCCACACACACAAAAACUUGCAACAGAAUCACUGACACCUGAUUUAGUCUCAAGAUCUUCCAAUGAUUUACAUGUUCAAGUUCUUCGACGCUCAUAUAGUAAUAGUCCAUUACUAAAAAACCAUUUAUCACCACAAGUAUUGUCACUAAACUCAUUAUCACCUGCUCCAUCAUCUGACUCGCUCGAUGAUGCAACUCCUCUACCAGAUCUUAAUAUUUCUAUUUACCUAUCCGAUUGUAUUAUUUUGCCUAGUAAAUCGAAGGAAUUGGUUGGAGAACAAAAUUUUACAAAAAUUUACAAUUAUCUCCAUGAACAACGUGAAGAACAACGUGAAAAUCCAGAAUUAGAUGAUGAAAAGGUUAUUUCCGGUUUAAAUGAUAUAAGUUCAAAUGAAUAUGCAUGCACUUUAAUCAAUGAAUUAGUUUUAAAUGAAUUAUUGAAUGAAUUAAACCACACAAAACUCGGUGCGGGUAAUUUCGGAACAGCGUAUCUUGUCUCAGAUCUUAAAGCAAAAAAUGAGGAGGUUCACAAAGUGCUCAAAGUUAUUCCUUUGGGUGAAAUGGAUCCAUCUGAUACCGUUGAUUCAGUUCGAGAAGCUCAACUUUUAGCAAAAUUAAAUAAUGAACAUAUUGUUAAAGGCGGCGAUCUCGAUAUAAAAAUAAAAGAACUCAAAAAGCAAAAUAAACAAUUGUCAGAAGAUCAAGUGGUAGAAUGGCUUCUACAAAUUUUAUUAGCUGUUCAACACAUGCAUAAAUCUAACAUAUUACAUCGAGAUUUAAAAACAAGGAAUAUAUUUCUCAAAUCUGAUCAAAUCAAAAUUGGAGAUUUCGGUAUUAGUCGAAUAUUAGUAGGAACUAUGGAUCAGGCUACAACAUUUACUGGCACACCAUAUUUCAUGUCACCUGAAGUUAUGAAACAUGAUGGUUAUACUUCAAAGUCUGACAUAUGGUCUGUAGGUUGUCUUUUAUACGAAAUGUGUACGUUCCAACAUGCCUUUGAUGGUAAAGGUUUAAUGAAUGUUAUAUACAAAGUCGUUGAAGGAAAACCACCAGAAUUACCAACAACAUAUUCAAAAGAACUCAAUGAUGUUGCUCAAAAUUUAACUGUACUCGAAAUGCAAAAACAAAAUUGGUUUAUACCGGCAAAUGAUCAACUGCUGGAGGAAGAAGACGAUAAUACAGCUGUUAGCAGUGAAAUAAAGGUUGACAAUAGGGAUCAUGACACCGAUGUUGAUGAUGAAAUAAAUCUGAGACAACAAUCAUUAGAACUUAAGAGAGAUAUGGACACUAAAGUACAAAAAUAUUCUCGGUUAAAUAUGCACGAAGCAGCUCAGAUAAUUGAAAAGAAUAAAUCGUCUCAAAACAAAUCAGACAAUCGACCGGCAACAUCUUACAAUCGCAAUACGAUUCAUCAAAGUCCAAGUAAACCAUACUCGAGUGAUGAGCGACCGAUAGUACCAUUGAGACGAGAUUAUACACAAAUAACCGAGACAGAUUUCAAUCCAGAUGGAACCCUAAAACAUCCAGAUUAUGAACCAUCUGAUAUAAGUCCAACUCGUGAUCAAAUUCGUAGUACCGAUGGUGAUAGUCGUUUGGAUCGCACACAACGAACAAUGUCUGCAUUACAACGUUCAACAAAUUCGUUAAGUCGUACAAUAAAUCCAAGACAACGACGAAUAAGUCCAACAAAAUCAUCAAAUUAUUUAUCACUUUCUAGAACAAUUGGACAGAAAUCGAACAUACCGUCCGCUGAUCCACCAGUAGAUGAUAGAUCGAACGGAAGGGCUACGCCAUCGAGAAUGAGUAAACUUGACGAUACUAAUCUAACGUUGAGAGACAAUCCAUUACAUGAUGCCUAUGGACCGGUAGCAAAAGAUAAAAAAAUCAAUAACCUUCGAACAAAAGCAAUGAGAACACUUGGAGAAGAAACAUUUGAAAAAGUUUAUAAUUAUUUACUCAAACAGCGUACAGCACAACGAAAUGAUCCAACAUUAGAUGACGUGAAAAUAAUGCGUGGUCUCGAAUCUACAACUACACAACGUGAACCAAUUUCAUCGAUUGAUUCAUGGUAUGUUGGAGGAAUUAUUUUUAUGGUUUUAGUUAUCAUUAUUUUAUUAUAUGCAAAUUUUUAUCGUGAAAAUGCAUUUCAAACAUUUUGGUUAAAAUUAAUGAGACGUUUACAUCUUAGUGAUCCACAAAUACCUGUUCAAACAUCCAUUCAAACAUAA
Messenger RNA from Didymodactylos carnosus, 2937 nucleotides. NCBI's taxonomy places the organism in Eukaryota, Metazoa, Rotifera, Eurotatoria, Philodinida, Philodinidae. The record is from the annotation of a GenBank genome assembly.